Messenger RNA from Toxotes jaculatrix (banded archerfish), 6102 nucleotides. RefSeq names its product DNA (cytosine-5-)-methyltransferase 3 beta, duplicate a (gene dnmt3ba). Gene Ontology annotation, biological process: negative regulation of transcription by RNA polymerase II. The transcript has 26 exons. Bases 55 to 4500 code for a protein of 1481 amino acids. NCBI's taxonomy places the organism in Eukaryota, Metazoa, Chordata, Actinopteri, Toxotidae. Gene Ontology annotation, cellular component: nucleus. The record is from RefSeq and is a predicted model, not a curated record. Gene Ontology annotation, molecular function: DNA (cytosine-5-)-methyltransferase activity, acting on CpG substrates; protein binding; DNA binding.
UCGAGUCAGGAGGUUCAUCUGUGCCUAUAGGGGAACAGCCGAGGGAGCUGCAAGAUGGAAAGUACAGUGGUUGUGACUCCAGACUCCUCCCAUGAUAAAAGCAGCCGCUUUUAUUUGGUCAGCUGGAUCAACCGCCUGCUGAAGACAGACUUCAAAGAUGUGCGGGAGAUGGGUUCAGGUGCAUGCCACUGCCAGAUCAUGGACUGGGUUAUACCGGGCUCUGUUGACAUGACCAAGGUGAAGUUUGAUGCACAAGGUGAGGAUGACUGUAAGCACAACUUCAGUCUCCUCCAUGAGGCCUUCAACAAGAGCGGUAUCACAAAGACCAUUCCAGUUGAGGAGCUCAUAAAAGGGGAUUGUAAAAGCAACUUUGAGAUGCUGAAGUGGUUCAAAGCUUUCUACACAUUGAAUGUGAAAAGUAAAGAAUACGACCCUGUGAAAGCUCGGGACAGCCAUGAUAUCAGCCCUAUUGUGGCAUCUCCACAAUCACGGAGCUCUACAUUGGAAUCAGACGUGGAAGAGAAUGGCACUAAAACGCCAAAUAAAUUCCCUUACACUGAAAAGUGGAAGGAUAUUUUUGAUUGGGCUGAACGUAGUACUCUCGGAGAGCAAUAUACCUACUGCCGUACUUGUGCCAGAAACCUGAGCACAUUUCAUAAAGGCCUGUUUGAGCUUAGGCGACACGUGGAAACAAAGAAACACAAGAAAGGGGCUGAAAUUUCCCAGAGUGAUGGCCUGCAAAGCCAACACUCUGAACCGCUGCCCUGUAGUGAUGCAGCCAUCCGAUUUAUUAACAAACACUGUUACAACAGCUCUGCUAAAGGUGAACAGGUGUCUAGACAUUUUGCACGCUGCAAGCUGGGGCUGCGGUACCCCAACGAUAUUGCAUCUGUUUGCCAGCACACUCCUUACUGUAUAUACAUUUAUGGAGGGGUAACAGCGGAAAAGGAUGACACUGUCUCUGUGGUCCUUGUUGGUUUUUUUGAUGUCGAGGCUGGCAGGCACUGCAUCCGGUUUCUAGAUGCUCUUGAGUCAGUGGAUGAAUCAGGAGAUCAAACAGCGGCAGCAGUGGGGGAGACCUUGGAGAAAUUUGGGUUACCCACAGAUAACCUUGUCGCUGCUUAUUUCAGUGGUAAUGGUGUGGCCUUGGAGCAGAUUUGCUCACAGCUCAGGAAACUCAACCCGAACAUAAUAGUGUUAGGAGGGCUGUACACCAUCGCUGAUGUUGCUUGCCAUGCUGGGGUUAAGCAGCUCUCCAAUCAGGCUCAAGAGCUGAUGGCAGACAUCCAUGCCCACUACCUCUCCUGCUCUACGAAGAAUGACAACCUCAAGGCUCUUUUUGGCUCAGACAACACUGUGGACAGUCCAUCAUUCAAUAUCAACACCGGCUGCCUUAACUUUUGCAGAUUAGUAACAAGCAUCUUGGAAAUAUGGACAGAUCUGAUAUUGUACUUCAGCUCUUGUGACAAGGAUGAUGACAAAGCCAAGUUAAUCUGCUCCCAGCUGCAGGAUCCCAAAAUCAGGGCAACAUUUAUGUUCCUGGAGCAGGCCUUAAAGCCUUUGCACAGUUUCCAAAGGCAUCUACAAACACAGGAGGGAGUUCUCCAAGCUGAUUUGCAGCUCAUCCUAGAAGAAGCCAGUAACCUGCUGUGUACCUACACUUCCUACUUCCUUCAUCCUCAAGCUGCUGUUCGCUUCGUCAAGGAACGUGAUGCCCAAAUCCUUAAGAAUGAGAAGUUCCACCUGUCAAGCCCCGAACUCAAUCUGGGUGGGAAAGCUGUGGAAGACUUCCUGAAGGAGUCUCAGGCUGCAGAGGCAUUGCCACUGCUGAAAGAGGAGGUGUUGUCUUUCUACAUUGCACUCACAGGUUGCAUUGCAGAGGAGCUGCCCCUAAGUGAUGGGUUGCUAAGGAGCAUAGCUCAGCUGCUGAACCCCCAGAGCAGGCUGAAAGUGACAGGGAAAGCAGUAGGGGAGCUUGGGACCAAGCUGGGAAUCUGCAGCUCCCCUGAGGAGGUCAACCAGCUCACAAGUGAAUUCCUUGAGUAUCAGCUGGCUGAGGAGGGAGAGGGUGAAGAGGGAGAGAAGAAUCACUCAGCAGAGGUUUCACUGGAGAAGCACUGGGCCGGCUUACUGAGGGACACCAAGCAGACAGUCUUCAGAAAGCUUGUUUUGACUCUGUUGUCUCUCCCCUGUCCACCACUUGAUGCGCAUCAAGUUUUUACUCAGGCCUUAGAGAAUGGAGAUGAUGGACUGUUCUCUGACAGUGAAGCUGUAAUAGAAAGUGAGUGUGACGCCACGUCUGACGGCACUGCCUCUGACAGCACCAGCAACAAAGACUUCCCAGUACACACUAAAGAACUCAAUGGCCUUAAUGUGAGCGUGAAGCCGUGUGAAGUCCGCCUUAUAAAGAUGGAUUAUCCCAUGAAUGAAUACGACAGUCUCCCUGAAGAGAAUGGUGCCUUUUGGAAAGAGGGGACCAGUAGGGGAGGUUUUGGCCGGGAGAGCAGCUUGCGCCAGAAGCCACAGGCCCGUAAAGUGUUUCAGGCUGGUGCUAACACCUGGUCCAAACCCAUAGGUCUUGAUAAGGACAGCAAAAAGGGUCUGGAGUCCCAAGAUGAGGUGCAAGAAGAGUCGUCACCGUCCAGUAAAUCUACACCAAGAGGACGACGGAAAAACGCCUACCAGGAUGGGAAAGGGUUUCUGACAGGUGAGCUGGUGUGGGGGAAAGUGAAGGGGUUUUCCUGGUGGCCUGGGAUGGUGAUGCCUUUGAAAACCAAGUCGGCUCCCCCGGGCAUGCGGAGGGUGGAGUGGUUCGGAGACGGGAUGUUCUCUGAGAUCUAUACGGAGGGUCUACUGGCAUUUAGCGCCUUCUCCAGGUGCUUCUGCAAAAAUUCCUUUGCCAGCUUGCCCAUCUACAAAGAAGCCAUCUACCAAAUUAUCGAGUUGGCAGGUGAGAGAUGUGGGAAGUCUUUUGCUGAGGCGGGAGGAAAUAAAGAAAAAGAGCUGAAGCUGAUGCUGGACUGGGCUUUUGAAGGAUUUCUGCCCACAGGACCUGAAGGAUUUGUACCUCCUGAUUCUGCUGCACAUUUUGAGUCCUCAGACUCUGCCUCAUCCGACUACCAGCCCCCACCAAAAAGGAAAUACGUUUUUAAAAAUAAGGCAACUGCACCUGCCAUCACUUAUAGCAGAGAAUCAAUGAUUGGAAAGGUCAAAGAGAACGGUAAAAAAAUUGAAGAUUUUUGUUUGUCUUGUGGAUCAUCUGAGAUUGAAGUGCAGCACCCAUUGUUUGAAGGUGGUCUUUGUCUAAAAUGCAAGGAGAACUUCACAGAAACACUCUACCGCUACGAUGAAGAUGGCUACCAGUCGUAUUGCACCGUGUGCUGUGCCGGCUUAGAGGUCAUUCUGUGUGGCAACGCUAGCUGCUGCAGGUGUUUCUGUAAGGACUGCCUGGACGUCCUCGUGGGCCCCGGAACCUUUGACAAGCUGAAAGAUGUCGACCCCUGGAGCUGCUACAUGUGCAAGCCGUCACAGUGUGAAGGAAUCCUCAAACUCAGACCAGACUGGAGUGUUAAGGUCCAAGACUUCUUUGCCAACAACAGCGCCAUGGAGUUUGAGCCUCACAGAGUUUACCCCUCCAUCCCCGCUGAUCAGCGCAGACCACUCAAGGUGCUCUCACUUUUUGACGGCAUUGCAACAGGAUACCUGGUGCUCAAAGACCUGGGCUUGAAGAUCGAGCGCUACAUUGCUUCAGAGAUCUGUGACGAUUCAAUCGCUGUGGGGAUGAUCAAGCACGAGGGAAAGAUCGAAUACGUCAAUGAUGUUCGCACCAUCACAAGGAAACACCUGGCUGAAUGGGGUCCUUUUGAUCUCCUGAUUGGAGGCAGUCCGUGUAACGACCUGUCCAUGGUCAACCCUCUUCGAAAAGGAUUAUUUGAGGGUACGGGAAGGCUCUUUUUUGAGUUCUACCGCAUUCUGACCUUGCUGAAGCCGAAGGAGGGCGAUGACCGUCCGUUCUUCUGGUUGUUUGAGAACGUGGUCUUUAUGAGUGCCAACGACAAAUCAGACAUAUGCAGAUUCCUUGAGUGUAAUCCGAUUCUCAUCGAUGCAGUCAAAGUCAGUCCUGCUCACAGAGCACGCUACUUUUGGGGAAACCUCCCUGGCAUGAACAGGCCUCUCGCUACAUCUUUAGACGACAAAGUGACUCUCCAGGAUUGUCUGGAAGUCGGACGCAUGGCAAAGUUUGACAAAGUCCGCACCAUCACAACAAAGUCUAACUCCAUAAGACAGGGGAAGAUGGGACCGCUACCUGUCUCCAUGAAUGGAAAGGAGGACUAUCUGUGGUGCACUGAAAUGGAACAGAUCUUUGGUUUCCCCAAACACUACACGGACGUGAAUAACAUGGGCCGGAUGCAAAGGCAGAAAGUCCUGGGUCGCUCCUGGAGUGUCCCCGUUAUUCGCCACCUCUUCGCCCCGCUGAAGGAUUAUUUUGAAUGUGAAUAACAACUCUGAAGUGAAUCCUCAUGUCAGAGCAGCACCGGUAAACCGACUGCCUUAUCCUGCCCUUGGUAGUUCAAACUCUCCAAUCUUUUUUUCUGAAAGACUUAACUUAGUAUUUACUUUUUUGACUUUACAAACUGCUCCUUUAAUUCUGUGAGCUGUCACUCAUCCAACAUCCAAUAUCACCAGCAGGCACCGACACUUUUCAGUUUUUUUCCCAUGUUUCCUUUGAUAAAGGAUGGCGCUGUGAUCAAACAGUGACGUUACUCUGAACGCGGGUCUGUAUCAUGAAGCGAGAUUAGACAGUUAGCCAGCUAUCUUUGGGCUUAACUCGGAUUUUCCAGUAUCAUGAGGCUGGCUCACUUUUAGUCAGGAUAGAUCAUCAUGUCCACCUACCGCAGGGCUAACCUACACCAGAACAGGUUAACCUGAGAGGAUCAGAGCUGAGCUCGCGUCGUGAUAAAGGCCCCAGGUCUCUACCUCAACACUGAUUUAUCGGUUAAAAAUCUGCAGUUACACAUUUUUUAUCUCUAUUAAUUUAUGAAAAAUGUUAACUUUGUUUUCUUUCUACAUGUAUUUUAUACGGUUUUAUUGUGUGAUCUUACCAGGUGUUUUAAAUCUGAUCUAAUCACUUUCAUCAUUAGCCGCAACUGAUUUUAUUGUUUUUACGUCUUGAGUGAAUCAGGAGGUCAGUUUUUUAAAUCUGCUUUUUAAUACAUUUUUUAUCCAAAUUACAUCAAUCUCUCUGUGGUGCAACAGUGACUUUGUCCAAAAUGGCCUCACUGGUUUUGCAUUGGUGCUCACAUUUUAUCUUAAGGACUGUUAUUUAUGACCAAAAACUAACAACCAAAAAUGUUUUUGCGGCUACUUGCUGAAACAAACUGUGACUCUUAACAAUAUUUCAACUGGAGUGUCUUUGAUAUCACUGUAGUUAGGACAAUACUGCAGAGGGCUGACUUACACAUAAUGUAAACUGUCCUGUACUGUAGGAGACACGUACCUUUAAGGAUCAUAACCAUGGUUUUGCACAUUUGAUCCCUUUAAUAACAGUGUGUGUGUUCUCUAAAACAAAAAAAAAAAGCCAGCUGUAUUUUACAGCGCACUGUAGGUUCUAGACUGAAAAAGUAAAGGCACGGUUCUUUGUUAAAGUACAAAAGUUAAAAAGCUUUUAUUAUUGUGGUUUCAUUUUCAAAAAGAAGACAAACAAGAUAAUUAAAACGUAUACAUGUGCUGGACAAAGGAUGUAUUUAUUUUUCCUCCCAAGUUCUGUAAAUACUCGGGCUGCAGCUGGCGAUUAUCUCCAUUAUCAUCUGAUCUGUCUGCUGUUUUCUCAAUUUAUUGUUUUGCCAGUAAAACAAGCUUUUAUUAUCGUGGUUUCAUUUUCAAAGAGAAGACAGACACUUUAUCUUCCUCAGGGUCCAACAAUAACACAAACAAACAGGUGAACACUCGGGCUGCAGCUGACGAUUAUCUCCAUUAUCGACGGCAGUUUUCUCGAUUUACUGUUUUGCCAAUACAGAAAACUGUGGAAAAAGUCUGUAAAAGUUUCCCGAAGCAGUAAAUCUUAUUGUAAAUAUUACUUACAAUAAAUAGAAAUUAAGAAAA